AUGCAGCUAUGCGACAGUCCGCAAAACAAGGGGGCCAGGAAGAAGAAUUCUAACAACUCGAAAGAAGUUGAGCAUCGGCCUGAGAAAAUAAAUCGCGCAGAAUUAGACGACGACAGCACUUUUCCAGUCCAGCAGUUUAGUGAUGAAGAGUCAAGGGCUCAGGGCCGUCAAGUUACGCACCCUAUACUCAGUUGCAUUUCGUCCACGGCCGUGUUUACAGCCGACCCGUCUCGGAGACAAGUGCAAAUCAGAACUCAGAUCCCAACGUUGCCAGACUUUCUGGCCGCAGACCAGUUCAAUAAGCACCUUGAGAAGAUAAGGAGCGGUAUUGCGCAGGCGAAUCUAGCGAGUGAGCUCACUCCGCUUCUCCCCCGACACAUUGCGACACGCCUCAUACAAAACUCUUUUGCGGAAAUCAUGGAGGAUAGGCAGCUCCUAGAUUUGGCAGGCUUCACCGCUCUUCUCAGCGACCAAUAUAUCGCCAGCUCUACCGGCCCAGCAGGAAACUUCGCUAGAUGGGCCAUCGUCAAUGCUAUGACUGCCCUUGCAUUGCGAUUCAAGGCUGCCCCAGGCUCCGAAGCUGACUUGAGCUCUAUUCCACUUGCCUUUUAUCACAAUGCCACGGCCGUUAUACACCAACUCAUCUUACAAGAGCCCAGCUUGCUUUCAAUUCAAGCACUUCUAGCAAUGGCCAUGUUCGUUGAAGAUACACCAGAAUCUACGGCUUUUAUUAUGCUGGGGACGAAUGCUUCACGGCAGCUGGAGCUUUUUAAUCGCAAAAUGCCUGAGGAUUUUAAAAGCAAUGGAACGAAAUCGAAGCAGCACCAACGCAUUGGCUUUGUUGAAAUGGAAGAGGACAUCUCUUUCUUAGCAAACUUCAAGUGUUUUCUAGAGUAG
Trichoderma atroviride IMI 206040 is the source of this 897-nucleotide messenger RNA. The record is from RefSeq and is a predicted model, not a curated record. NCBI's taxonomy places the organism in Eukaryota, Fungi, Ascomycota, Sordariomycetes, Hypocreales, Hypocreaceae.